GUUCUUCCAACCGAUAAACCGAAAAUUAUCGGAAUUCGAUCCCAUUAUGGGAUAGGUGAGGAAAUAAACGUCACGUGCCUCGCAGGACCUUCUAAACCACCCUCCAAAAUCCAAUGGUACAUCAAUGGAAGAGAGGCACCUUUCGAGUUACUAAAAACUUACUCCUCCAAACGCUACAAAACAGGAUUAUUGAGUAGUCGAGUUGGACUGAAAUUCGUUAUUGAAACAAUUCACUAUUGGGACGGGAAUAUGAGGCUUGGAUGCAUAUCAAUUUUUUCUCAGCUUUAUUAUAUCGGCAGCGAAGAAGUGAUUCUAAGCAAUAAAUCAAGCAAUCUUAAAUAUAAACCAGCACCCGGAUACGGCAGGAAAGGCCCUACAAUUAAUGGCGUGAAAGGGAGAUACCAUAUCGGUGACGUGAUCGAAUUAAAUUGCACUUCAAUAAUGCAUCCCAAACCGCAGUUGCAAUGGAUCAUAAACAAUAAAGUGGCAUCCCCAGAACACGUUAUAAUAUACAAAGUGGAGGAAUCGAACAAGUCGUUGUUAGGUCUACGGUUCCAAAUUUUUCAGCACCAUUUUGUGGAGGACCAAUUACGUAUCAAUUGUACUGCUAAAUUAUCUGUAGUUAAAACUUCGAAAACAGAGCAAAAUAUAUCAGGAAGCAGUCAGUAUACGUCGGGUUUGCAAAUGUCUGACAGCAGAGGAG
Molecule: messenger RNA, 703 nt
Organism: Centruroides sculpturatus (bark scorpion)
Lineage: Eukaryota; Metazoa; Arthropoda; Arachnida; Scorpiones; Buthidae
Exons: 4
Source: RefSeq, a predicted model, not a curated record